This is a messenger RNA of Macadamia integrifolia, 2303 nucleotides long. RefSeq lists its product as uncharacterized. The record is from RefSeq and is a predicted model, not a curated record. The coding region runs from base 361 to 534 and encodes 57 amino acids. NCBI's taxonomy places the organism in Eukaryota, Viridiplantae, Streptophyta, Magnoliopsida, Proteales, Proteaceae. The transcript has 3 exons.
GGACUAACCCCGGACAAAGCUCCGGACCUCCGUCUUCUGUGUUUGUACAGGUCCGACUAGCGGGAUUUUUUGAUAGCAACAGUUCCAAAUAGAACUUAUGUGCUUGAUCAAUAUAUGAUCGUUUAUCGUCAGAUUCUCCCAAUCCUUACAUGACUUGGUUGGGCGCCCGAUUAAUUGGUGAGGAUCUUGUCAGUGAAAAAGCCUCCCCACUCUCUUAAGACAAUUCUGUCACGUUGCUAGGUGAUACGACUAGAGUCCCCGAGUCCUCUUUCUUCCCCCAGGACCUCCAGCAUCUCUGGCCGACUAUCUGGGCACCAGUUCCAUUUGACCCCUCCUCCCCCUGAUUAAUUUGUUGUUCUGAUGGAGAAAAGGUUCUCGCUCCUCCAAACAGUUGCUGCAGCUGGAGUAUUCUCUGCUGUUUCCUGCUGGUAUGGGUUCAUGUUUGGAAGGGAAUCUGCUCGGAAAGAACUCGGCGUCCUGAUUGAAGAACUGCGUCGUGGAGAUCCCAAAACGGACACUCCUCACGAUUCCUGAAUCUCCCUACCAGCGGAAAAAGCUCUUCUUUUGGAAUGCUGGUGUAAUGAAGCUUUAACUGUAAAAGUUAAGGAGUAGGAGCAUUCAAGAAUUUAUUCUGCUUAUGUAAAACCUGUAAGAGUGUUUUUAGCAUUUGACCAUUGUUUGGGUUUUUUUUUCCUUGUCUUCAAUCUACGCAGAGGUAACUCUAAUUAAAUUACUUCAAAUUGUUUGAGGGUUGGCAUUGAAAGUUCUUAAAGAUGUAUUGAUUCUUGAGACUUAUUCUCAUAUUGUUGUCCUUAGUUUGAAUGAAAGUACAGGAUGUGGCAAUCAACUAGAUGAUGUACUUAUUGCUUGGUUUUCUAUUGAAGUUUUGGCUAACAAUAACAAAUAUGAAGGAAGAAGUCUUGAUAGAAUGCAGUGUUACAAGGAAUUAUCUCCUUCACAAUGUUUUAUUCUUUUUCUCCUCUUCGCAAUAUUUUAUUUUUGUGUCAGUUUAAUCUCUAUUGGAUAAUUCUUAUUCCUGUCCCACAUGGGCCGAAUUUUAUUGCUCACAUUCAGAUCCUUUGAAUCGAUAUGCAGAUAUUGAUGAGGUAUUGGGCUUUUCUUGAAAAGUGAGUAUAAAACUAGGGUCUAAGAGCUGGUGAAGGACCUUAUUUACUUGUUAAAAAUUUCUGGAAUAAGAUCUCAUGGGGAGCUAAAGUUUAUACAGUCUGGUCGGGUUGAAGCUGAUAAUAAAUUGGGUUAGGGCUGAACUGCCGUGAUUAAUUUAUGGGAUUGAAGUAGUCUAGAAAUAUUGUUGCAAUGGGAAAUUUAAUUGGACUAUGGUAGGUGUGUAACAAGAUCUAGUGUUCAAGUUUUGUAGCACUUGAGAGAACCAUGAGCAACUGUCCAGCAUUAACAGAACAGCAUUGGAGCAUUAAUGGCAUUGAAAAAUGGUUACUGAUACUGAAGUUCCUGUUAGGUAUCUGAGAAGGUAGAGUUGAAUCACAGCUAAAAGAUAAAAAAAUCUGGAACAGUGGUAUCAAUCUGUCUUCUGUUGUUGAAGUUGUGGUUUAAAUAGAACAAGGAAAAGAAUUCAAAAGUGCUUUCUUUUAUCAAGCUCAUGGCUCUCUUAAAUUUAUUUCCAAUAUCUCGUAUGGGCGUAUAUUUUUAUGAAAAUACCCUUUGGUGAUUCCUGACAUUGAACACAUUUAUGGAAAGAUUAAAAAUUUCCAUUGACAUGUCCACAGGUUUCCUCAAAUCGCUCUUAUCUGCUACUAAAGUUUUGUAACUUUUAGUAUGAAUUAGUUACUAGCAAAGCAUUAGGCCGAAGCUCUUGUAUCAGGUUCUGAAUAAGCACUCUGAAGUAGGCAUGAGGGGAUAACUUGAAUGAUGCAGGUCACAGGCAUUCAUAAGGGGCCCUUAAGUGGCUGAAUGAUCUGGCUGGAGAAAACCCAUGAUUUACUGCUUUGGAUGGGUUCGAUAUCAAAGUAUAACUGCAUGUUUUACACACAUUUACAGAUACUCCAAAGGAGCUUUGUCUUGAUCUUUUGUCUUGACAUGCUCCAUCAUAAUGUCUCAAGUGAUCCCGUUUCCACACUUAACAUUGUAACUGUCAUUAAUGAAUUAUUAAAUCGGUUGAUGAACCCUUGCAUCCUACUCUUUCAAGUUCCUUCUAUUUAGUGUGAACUGUAAUUUCUAUAAUGUUUUAAAAAAGAGUGACUAAAUUUUGGUCUUGAGAUGUCACCAUAUAUCGCUUAAAACUCGUAUUAUUUUCCUAUAUUUGACAAUAUACAAUAUGUUGCUCA